This is a messenger RNA of Corticium candelabrum, 640 nucleotides long. RefSeq lists its product as uncharacterized. The transcript has a single exon. Lineage: Eukaryota; Metazoa; Porifera; Homoscleromorpha; Homosclerophorida; Plakinidae. The coding region runs from base 36 to 461 and encodes 141 amino acids. The record is from RefSeq and is a predicted model, not a curated record.
CUCUAAAUGAGGGAAACGUAUCAGCCACAGCGAAAAUGCAUGGAAUUCACCGUAAGCUUGUUCAGAGUUGGCGAAAACAGCACGCUGAAGUCGAGAAACUCGCCACUGGGAGAGAUACCACAGGAAGGAAGCGUCGGCGUCUUCUGCGAACACCUAAAGACGGGUCUGACAGCUAUAAAAUGGUUGCGGAAUGGGUCGAUGAAUGCUGGAAAGCAACUGAUGAUACCUUGAUUGCGAAGUCGUUUAAUGCAUGUGGUAUUGUUACGCCUGAAAACGGAGAGACUUUAAAUUCUCGAUUGCAGUUGCUCAUUGGCGGCGGAAGUUUAGAAUCUGAACUGAGUCAUUCAGAUUUCAGUGAUAAUGAAUCUGACGAUAAAUCAGACGAUGAAUCUGACGAUCAAUCAGACGAUCAAUCAGACGAUGAAUCAGAACGUCCAGACGAAAGCACCAGGUCCCGUUGAGAUGUGGUCGAUCUCUACGAAGAUUGAACUUUGGAACCCAAACAAAUAGCUUAGUUUUUGGUUUGCUUAGUGUUUGUCUUGCCUGUUACCUAUAUUGCCUCAAGUCGUUUACUCAAAAUGGUUGUUCACAUAUAAGCGCAUGCGCCUAUAUCGGAAUGAACGCGUUAAUUUUUGGUGAA